Molecule: messenger RNA, 915 nt
Organism: Diabrotica balteata
Lineage: Eukaryota; Metazoa; Arthropoda; Insecta; Coleoptera; Chrysomelidae
Source: the annotation of a GenBank genome assembly
AUGCUAUACCUGAAGUUGCUUUUGCCUCAAGUAUUUUAUCAGAAAUUGAGAACAUUGAUCCCACUCCCAUUAAUGUACGCCAGAAAACACUGUUCAUAUAACUCCUCUCAACAAAAAAGGGUACCAAACUAUCAAAAGACCCAAGAUUACAAAAAAAAGACAUCUAGAACUGAAACAUCAUCAAGUGAUAGUGAUAGCGGACCCAUUAAUCUGCACCAGAAAACUCCACCACCAACUGCAGACUAUUCAAAAAGCUCUUCCCAACAAAACUGUUUGCCACAAUACCAAAAGACGCCAAUUCACAUGAAAAAGAAGUCUAAAACACAAACUUCAUCAAGUGAGAAUUCUGGCAGUUAUACUUCGGAAUCAGAAGACAGCGGCGAAGAAGUUGAAUUGUCAAUAAAUCAGUUUCAUAAAAAAAAGGAAACUUUCCUUAUGAAUUUUGAAAAAAAUGAUUUGGAGGUUUAUAACAAAGAGAAUAACAAUCUUCGAGAAGAAAAAAGUAAUACUGAAGAAAUAAAAACUUGCCGGGCCAAAACUUUGGACACAUCGUUUACAGAAAUGCUUGAGACUCCAGCAAAAAUUGAGAAAAAAAAUACACAAAAUAGAAAGAAGGCAAUAAAUAGCAGAGCUAUAGUGGUAAAAAAAAAUGUAUUUUCUACCACUAGCACAGGUCCACGAACAGAUAUAAAUAAAGGCACGAAACAAACUCUACCAGGUUGUUUGGUAAAGAAAAACAAAAAAUCAGAAGACGUAGCAAAAUGGUUUUGCAAAAUUUGCGACAAAGCUGAAAUAAAAGACAUGCGACUAUGUUUUAUAUGUGUACAGUACGUUCAUGAAGAAUGUGUACAAUGUGUAGGGCUGACAAAAUUCGAUAAGGAAUCCUUUACCUGUCCUGAUUGUACCCCACAAUAA